AAUCAGACAAACAGCUGGUUAUUUUUAUGACUGCCUGAUUGAAAUGAAUUUUUGUAGCUUUGCCUCCGUUCUUACUUCCCUUAGAUUUCGCCGCCCCUUUUUCUUAUCAAAAAGGAUGACCAAGGUCUGAUUUCAAACGGUUCACGGUUUCACUUUGACUGAAUGUAGCGGAAGGCACCGUUUGUUUUUUUGAUUUUAGCAAUGUUUUCCAUCUGAGCCUUAGGCCCUUUUUGAUCACCGCCAACUGAUAUCCAACAUUCGGGAAAGUUAUGAGAAAUGCGGCUUUCCAUGACAUUGAUAGAUGUUCGUUUAUUACCGACUCCGUUUUUGGCAUAUCGCUCGUUCCAGUAAAAUUAAAGCGCAGCAAAAUAGGAAAAGGUACAAGAAUAUAUAAUUAUUUGCAUAUGGUUUUCCGGAAGUGAAUUAUGGUAAUAUUUAAAGAGAGCAGUGAUUCGCAGACUAGAGCGAACUGUUUCGUGUAUUUACUAGACUCCCGUAUCUUGGCUUCUUUUGACAGCGACUGGUCUAUCCGACAUUUCGCCAGCACCAGAUUCAUUGACCACUAAGUUCAUAACAGCUUCAAACUUGGUGAAUCUUUAAGAGACUUCGUUCAUGGAUUUUGAGGACAAGUUAACAGAAGAACAAAUCGAUGAAUACAGAGAUGCCUUUAAGUUUUUCGACAAGGACGGUAAUGGGCACAUUACUACGCGCGAGCUAGGAGCCAUUAUGCGUUCGCUCGGACAGAAUCCCACUGAGAACGAGCUGCAAGACAUGGUCAACGAGGUCGACUACGACGGCAAUGGCGUUGUUGAUUUUCACGAGUUUGUGAACAUGAUGAUAAACCAGAAUAACAACACCCUGGACCAAAAUGAGCUGUUAGAGGCCUUCCGCACAUUUGACGGCGACGACAAAGGCUACAUCUUCUCCAACGAGAUCCGCUACGUGCUGAGACACAUGGGCGAGAACAUCCCAGAGCACGACAUUAACGACAUACUUAAAGACGCCUCACACGGCCGCAAGCGAAAAAUCACAUUCGAAGAAUUUGUCAAAAUGGUGAAGCCUGAGAUUUGAGUCGAAAUCAGAUGAUUGUGGGAGUGGAUUGUGGGCGCCCUGAUGCGGCAAAACACGAUUGCGCAUGCUCAAGACUGUUACUCACCCUUCCAAAGACGCAGGGAGCCCGCGUUGAUCAGCAUCAUUGUGUUUUUUUGGUUCUGUCAAUUAUGUCAGCAAAAUAUCACGAAUUAUGUUGUAUCCAGGUAGAAACGCAACUUAUGGGUGGCGUAACACAACAGUAUGAUCAUUUUUUAUUAAUUUUUUUACAACCUAAUGAUACACCUCGGCGAGAGGGAAGAAUGUUUAUUCCAACAGCAUUUUUCUGUUGUUUGGUACAUAUUUUUGUAUAAUUUAACGCAUCGUUCUAUCCAUGCCCGAAAAUGUUUGGCAACCAUAUAUAACGAUGUGUAAAAAGAGGCUUUGAUGACAUUAUUUGAUUACAAGUACGCAAAUCUUUUUACAAUAACUUUCUUUCAAAUAUGACAGUUCGCCCUAUCCUAUAAAAUUUUCGAUUUAUGUCGAGAAUAAAAAGAAAACAGCGAAUUUAAGUUAUUGGACUCGUAGUCAAAUACGUCAUCAUGGAAACCGCCAUUUCCUAAUUGGCCUUUCUUAGGGAGUGUUCAUUGAAAACCAUGAGGGGGGGGGGGAUAUUAGGAAGUGUCUCCGAAAAUUUAUAACCUUAAAACCUUCUAAAGGGGUGCUCCGACAAAAAACGUGCCCUCUAACGGAGUCUCUGAUUUUUUUACGAGUCCGUCUGGAAUCCUGGGGGUUGUUAAGGGGGGUCCUCACCGUAAAAAGAAUACACUUAAGGGGGGAGGGUGUUCUGGAAUUCCCCCCCCCCCCCGCUUUAUUGGGUAUUUAAUGGAUGCUGCCAAAAAAUAUUGGAUACGUGAGCAUGUUUAUGUGAUGCUAAAUAAAAAGCUUGAAACUGUC
This is a messenger RNA of Nematostella vectensis (starlet sea anemone), 1986 nucleotides long. Its product is annotated as calmodulin. NCBI's taxonomy places the organism in Eukaryota, Metazoa, Cnidaria, Anthozoa, Actiniaria, Edwardsiidae. The transcript is spliced from 5 exons. The coding region runs from base 613 to 1071 and encodes 152 amino acids. The record is from RefSeq and is a predicted model, not a curated record. Gene Ontology annotation, molecular function: calcium ion binding; enzyme regulator activity.